AUAUAUACAACACAAUAUAUUAUACAAAAAAGACAUACAUUUCUUCAUACUCCUCCACCCAAACGCGGAUUCUUCGGUGGUCGUCUUCUUCCUCCCGCCGUCCACUUUCUCUCUCUAAAACCUUCUCUCUCUAUAAACACUUUCCACCAAAUCCCCAAUCUCCAUUCACACCCACAAAACUUCCAAUCUUGACUCUUCAAUGGCAAUUUCAAAGAGUGUAAACAACAAGAAACAGCUUCAUCAUCACUCCUACAUCUCUGUACCAUCUGAGAUUAUAAACUCUCUCUCAUCAGCUAAUCUCCAAUCUCUUGUUGAUACACCCAAAAAAACAGCUGCAGUUUCCAAAGUUAGCAACUUUAAUAAGUUAAAGAUCAUCUGUAAGAACCCUAGAGUUUGGUUCUUGUUGCUUUUUUUAUGUGGGUUUCUGUUUAUGUUAAGGGUUUAUAAAUUUGACCCAUUUGGAGUAUACCCAUGUGGGAAUCUUGAAAAAAAAGAUGAUUCCAAGGUGGGUUUGACUUCUGUGGUCAAAACUGAUCAAUCUGCGGUCAAGAUUGAUCCUUUUGUGGGCAAGAUUGAUGAGAAAGAUGAGGAGAAAAGUGGGUUUUGGGAGCAACCAGAUGGGUUAGGGUAUAAACCUUGUUUGGAUUUUAGUAAUGAGUAUAAGAAAGCAAGUGUUGAGAUUUUGAAAGACAGAACAAAGUAUUUGGUUGUGGUGGUUUCUGGUGGUAUGAAUCAGCAGAGGAAUCAGAUUGUUGAUGCUGUUGUGAUUGCUAGAAUCCUUGGGGCUACUCUUGUUGUGCCCAUUUUGCAAGUUAAUGUUAUUUGGGGAGAUGAAAGUGAAUUUUCUGAUAUAUUUGAUGUUGAGCACUUCAAGGGGACUCUAGCAGAUGAUGUUAGAGUGAUUUCAUCAUUGCCAUCAAACCACUUGAUGUCAAGACCAGUGGAGGAAAAGCACACUCCGCUACAUGUUUCGCCGCAAUGGAUUCGAUCUCGUUAUCUUAGAAGGAUGAGGAGAGAAGGUGUUCUACUUCUACGAGGUCUAGAUUCGAGGCUAUCUAAAGAUCUACCUUCUGAUCUCCAAAAGCUUCGAUGCAAGGUUGCGUUUCACGCAUUGAGGUUUGCGCCACCGAUCGUGGAACUUGGAAACAAGCUUACAGAAAGAAUGAGAAGCAAAGGGCCUUAUCUUGCACUUCAUCUUAGAAUGGAGAAAGACGUUUGGGUUAGAACCGGAUGUCUUCCUGGGUUGAGCUCAAAAUACGAUCAAAUAAUUUACAACGAGAGAAAGCUUCGCCCUGAACUCUUAACUUCAAGGUCCAACAUGACGUAUCAUGACCGGAAACUUGCCGGUCUUUGUCCUCUAAAUGCUCUGGAAGUUACACGGCUCUUAAAAGCUCUUGGAGCUCCGAAGAACGCACGGAUCUUUUGGGCGGGAGGAGACCCGUUAGGCGGGAAAGAAGCGUUGCUACCGUUGAUGAAAGAGUACCCUAAUUUCUACAACAAAGAAGACCUCGCUUUACCUGGAGAGCUAGAUCGGUUCGCAAACAAAGCUUCGUUAAUGGCUGCCCUUGAUUACAUCGUCUCCGAAAACAGUGACGUGUUCAUGCCCUCUCACGGUGGAAACAUGGGUCACGCAAUUCAAGGACAUAGAGCGUACGCAGGACAUAAAAAGACGAUCACGCCCAACAAAAGACAAAUGUUGUCAUAUUUCUUGAACUCGUCACUUCCCGAAGCGGAAUUCAACAAGAUCAUCUUUGAUUUGCACCGCGAUUCGUUGGGUCAGCCAGUCGUCAGAACUAGCAAAUCGGGACGCGAUGUUACAAAGUAUCCUAUUCCCGAAUGCAUGCGCAAUGAUACGUUGGUUCAACGGGUUUUGUAAGUUUUGGGUCAGUGUCAGCAACGAGAAAUGGUCCGGGUCGGGCCGGUUUUGAACUGUGAUGGAUUAAAGUCAAUCUUUUAUAGAUACAAGUGGGCGUAUAUGCAUGCGAAGGAGCUGUGAACAAGAAGGGAUCUGUUUUGUCUGUUUGGUUCUUAUUUGAUUGAUUUAUUCUUUUUCACUACAUGUACAUAAUAAGUUACAUAUAUACAAUGGUUACUUCAUUUACACGAUCAACAAAUCUUUAUUCAAUUGAUUUAUUUUA
Molecule: messenger RNA, 2138 nt
Organism: Helianthus annuus (common sunflower)
Lineage: Eukaryota; Viridiplantae; Streptophyta; Magnoliopsida; Asterales; Asteraceae
Product: O-fucosyltransferase 20
Exons: 5
Coding region: 200-1876 (558 amino acids)
Cellular component (GO): cytoplasm
Source: RefSeq, a predicted model, not a curated record